AUGUCGAUAAUUUCAAAGAAGUUUCCAGAUGACUUGAUAGCUUUGAUACGCUCCUCAAAGUAUGUCCAUGUUGCUACUUGUUCGAAAUACUGUGAGCCAUCGGUAUCACUGAUGAACUACGUUUACUUGGAAAAACCACAGCUAUUCUCUGAAUUCUUUUGUGCUGAUUUAAAAGGAGCAUAUGAAGACUCCGAUGGUAUAGAUAAUGGGUAUAUUAUAUUUGCUACUUUUGAUGAAACGGAGAAAAUCGGCAACAUACGAGAAAACCCAAAAGUAUCACUGUUGUUCCACGAUUGGAUAUCAGCAAAUAACCUUUCUCUUCGUAAAGGUAAUCCUCUACUGAACUCAUCUGGAUCAAUUGAGUUUUCUCCGCAAUACAGUCACGGCAAUAGGAUAUCAAAUGUUCUCAAUAAUCUUGAGGACAAUGAAUUGAACCAGAUGAGUGCUACAAUUACGGGGCAUGCACGAAUAGUUGACUGUGAUUCAGAUGAAUCUACAUACUAUAUGAGAUUACUUUUAGGUGCUAACCCAGAUGCUGAUAUUUUUAUUUUAGCUGAAAAUGCCGUAAUUGUUAUAGUCAAGAUGUUAGAUGCUAAAGUUUCUGACAAUGAAAACAAUGUUGGUAUUUAUAAGUGA
Molecule: messenger RNA, 636 nt
Organism: Nakaseomyces glabratus
Lineage: Eukaryota; Fungi; Ascomycota; Saccharomycetes; Saccharomycetales; Saccharomycetaceae
Product: pyridoxal 5'-phosphate synthase
Cellular component (GO): cytoplasm; nucleus
Source: RefSeq, a predicted model, not a curated record